This is a messenger RNA of Fonsecaea nubica, 492 nucleotides long. RefSeq lists its product as hypothetical. The record is from RefSeq and is a predicted model, not a curated record. The coding region runs from base 1 to 492 and encodes 163 amino acids. Gene Ontology annotation, biological process: polyketide metabolic process. The transcript has a single exon. Lineage: Eukaryota; Fungi; Ascomycota; Eurotiomycetes; Chaetothyriales; Herpotrichiellaceae.
AUGGCAGCAGCAAUAUCAACAACAACCACCAGCAGCGCCGCCAUGAAGCUCAUCGUGCGCCGCUUCUACUCCGACAUCUGGAACAAAUUCGACACCACCCCAGCCUUGGUGGACGAGUUGAUCUCGCCGACCGUCGCCUUCCGCGGCACCCUCGAGCACGGCACCACGGACCGAGAGGGUUUCAAGCGAUACGUGCGCGAGAUCGAGGCCUCGUUUCCGGACUUCUACCAGCGGGUCGACCAGUUGUGGGUGGACAGCGAGAACGAGACAUGUAUCGCGCGCAUGCACUGGUCAGCCACGCACAGCAAGGACUUCCGCGGGUACGCGGCGACGGGGCGCCGGUUUGAGUAUCCCGGCGUGGGCAUCUUCCGGAUCGUCAACGGGAAGAUUCAGGACGUUUGGGCCGUGGGGGAUACCUGGGGAAUGUUCAAGGUGAUUUCGGGAGUGGAGGACAAACAGAAAGGUACCGAGGUGGCUGAUGGGAAGAGCUGA